ACAACAAUCAACGCAAAGAGCAGCCACACAGCGCACACACAAACAAAUUCUAUCAAGAAAAAAAAGGAAAAAGAUAGAAAAUAACAAGAAAGACAAGAAAUUAAUUUCGAUUGCCAAAUCAGUCCUGCAGGGUACACGCUUCAAGUGUUUUACCGGCCGCCUCUGAAGGAUUCAUUAUUUACAAACACCAAACGAACGAACGAAUUAACGAACGCAUUUGUGCCUCAGUGUGUGCGUGUGUGGGUCCAGUGAAGCGCGGCCUUUAUUUUUGACACUCUAACCUGGCCCCCCAGCAAAGCUACUACUACCCGAACCAACAGAAAAGUGUGCACGAAUUUGUGACGCCAGCGUUGCCCCAUCGUUGCAAAUUGUGAAUUAAAGCGCAAACAAAGUCUUAAGGGAAACAGACGUAAAUAAUAAGAGAGAAAAAAACAAGAAACACGAGCGAAACGCGUGCAAUGUUCAUUGCGGCAGCUUCAUGGAGCUUUGCUGCUUCAUGGCGACUGCUGUGCAUCGGUUUGCUGGCGCUGCUAAUGCUGCUGCCGCUGUUGCAGUUCGCCGAAGUGGAAGCAGCCAGCGGCAGAGGCGCUGGCGGUCUGGGCAAUCAGGCCGUCUUUACUAGCUCCUUCCUGGUGCGCUUCCGUCGGGGCGUUGACAAUGAUUUCGCCCACAAGGUGGCCGAUAAGUAUGGCUUCGACAAUCUGGGACCGCUGGUAGGCGCCGAUGGACAUGAGUUCCAUUUCAAGCACAGGACCUUGCCACACGCCCGUUCCCGUCGCAGCCUGACGCACACGCGUGCCCUCAAGAGCCAUCCCUCGGUGCAUACGGCCGUGCAACAGCCGGGUUUCAAGCGUGUCAAGCGUGGACUGCGACCUGCAAUACCCGCCAUUCAUGGCCUGCAUUAUGCGGCCACACUGAGCGAAUCGAAUGCCAUUGAUGUGGAGCCAACGGAUCCGUACUUUCCAAUGCAAUGGUAUCUGAAGAACACCGGACAGAAUGGUGGUAAGGUGCGCCUCGAUCUCAACGUGCAGGCAGCCUGGGCCCAGGGUAUCACUGGCAAGAACGUGACCACAGCCAUCAUGGAUGACGGAGUGGACUACAUGCAUCCGGACUUGAAAUUCAAUUAUAACGCCGAAGCCAGCUAUGACUUUAGCAGCAAUGAUGCAUUCCCUUAUCCCCGCUACACGGAUGAUUGGUUCAACAGUCAUGGAACUCGGUGCGCCGGCGAAGUGGCUGCUGCCAGAGAUAAUGGAAUUUGCGGCGUGGGCGUUGCUUAUGACAGUAAAAUCGCAGGCAUACGCAUGCUGGAUCAGCCCUAUAUGACCGACCUAAUCGAAGCCAACUCAAUGGGUCAUGAGCCCCAUAAAAUACAUAUAUACAGCGCCUCCUGGGGUCCCACCGACGAUGGCAAAACAGUGGAUGGACCGCGCAAUGCCACCAUGCGCGCCAUCGUACAGGGUGUCAAUGAGGGACGCAAUGGUUUGGGCAACAUCUAUGUGUGGGCCUCUGGCGAUGGCGGCGAGGAGGAUGACUGCAACUGCGAUGGCUAUGCAGCCUCCAUGUGGACUAUUUCGAUAAACAGCGCCAUCAACGAUGGCCAGAACGCCCACUACGAUGAAAGCUGCAGCUCAACGCUAGCAUCCACAUUCAGCAACGGUGCCAAGGAUCCCAACACUGGCGUUGCCACCACCGACCUCUAUGGCAAGUGUACGACAACCCAUUCGGGCACCAGUGCCGCAGCGCCCGAAGCAGCUGGCGUCUUUGCGCUGGCCUUAGAAGCGAAUCCGCAGCUGACUUGGCGAGACAUUCAGCAUCUGACUGUGCUGACAUCAAAGCGUAAUUCGCUGUUCGAUGCCAAGAGUCGUUUCUAUUGGACCAUGAAUGGCGUUGGGCUGGAGUUCAAUCACCUCUUUGGGUUCGGUGUGCUCGAUGCGGGUGCCAUGGUGACCCUGGCCAAGCAGUGGCACUCGGUGCCAGCACGCUAUCACUGUGAGGCCGGCGAGAUUAACAGGGCUCAGCCAAUUAUAACGGGUCGCUCCCUGUUUUGGGAAAUCAAAACGGAUGCUUGCAAGGGCAGCGACACGGAAGUCAAUUAUUUGGAGCACGUACAGGCGGUCAUCACGGCAAAUGCUUCGAGACGUGGCGACCUGGAGCUGUUUCUCACUUCUCCCAUGGGCACCAAAUCCAUGAUUUUGUCGCGUCGUGCCAAUGAUGAUGAUCAUCGCGACGGUUUCACCAAAUGGCCCUUCAUGACCACACACUCCUGGGGCGAGUAUCCACAGGGCACAUGGAAAUUGGAGGCACGCUUUAAUUCGGCCCAAACGCGACUCGGGCAUUUGGUGGAAUGGUCACUGGUUCUGCAUGGCACCAAGGAGGCACCUUAUCGCACCCUGUCGCCAUCUUCGCCGCACUCAAAGCUGGCCAUCGUUAAGAAGGCGCACGAGGACAAAAAGAUGAAGUAAAAUGUGUCCGUGAGCAACGUCGUCCAUUAGUCAUCUUGGCUUAUAUCAUUGAGUUUAGUAGUAUGAAUUGCAAGAAAUGUGCUGGCUGUGUUUUGUUUUAAAUGGGAUUAAUUGAAAAUUUACAUAUAUUUUAUAGAAUUGAGUUCUUAAUUUGAUGUCUACGUUUCUUAAGCGUUUUUACAAUUGAAAAUUGAUGGAGCUCAAAGCUCAAAUGGUCUUCAAUUGCAUUAUAUUCAAACAUUUUUCUUAGUUAAUUAAUUCGAUGAGCUUUUACCAGACCAGAAUACGCUGAAUGUUUUUCUUAAGUUGACGAGAUAACAAUUUGUGGAAUUUUUCAAGCGCACAUUAUUCUUAUAUCGACUGCAAAUUUUGUUCAUACCCACAAAUUCGAAAAAAAUAGUGUUGAAUCCUAGCAAAGAAAACAAAACAAAACAAAAGAAAAACCCGUAGAAACUAUCAAAGAUAAGCAGCAAAAAUCAUUUGAAAACAGGUAUAGCAUACGUGUAUUACUGUAGUAGUAUUUGAGCGACAGAGCGAGGGAAUCAUUGAGUACACAAAUCUUAUCUCUCUUAUACAAUUAAAAUGUCUUGUAAAUGUACUAUAUCUAACUAU
Messenger RNA from Drosophila grimshawi, 3074 nucleotides. RefSeq names its product neuroendocrine convertase 2 (gene amon). The record is from RefSeq and is a predicted model, not a curated record. Gene Ontology annotation, biological process: protein processing. Bases 459 to 2462 code for a protein of 667 amino acids. Lineage: Eukaryota; Metazoa; Arthropoda; Insecta; Diptera; Drosophilidae. Gene Ontology annotation, molecular function: serine-type endopeptidase activity. Gene Ontology annotation, cellular component: trans-Golgi network; Golgi membrane. The transcript is spliced from 12 exons.